AUGUGCGUCGGUUUUAGAAAAACUCUUCCUCCUUCUCCACUUCCUCCUCCUCCUCCUCCUCCUCCUCCUCCUCAUCAUCAUCAUCAUCAUGAGCCAAAUUUUCUUCUUGUACCGUUUUUAUUUUUCUUAAUUUUCUUCGCCCUUUCUUUGCUCAUUAUAUUUCUUCUUCACAAUUGUUAUAAUUUUCUUUCCUUCUUUCUUUCUUUCUUUCUUUCCUUCUUUCUUUCUUCCUUUCUUUCUUUCUUUGUGUUUUUCCCCUUUUUUCUUAUAAUAUUAUUACCCUCGGCUUUUUUCUUUCGCUCUCCUUCUGACUCUUUAUCUCCUCCUACUUCUCCUCCUCCUCCUCUAUUUUUCUCCGCUCUCAGUCAGUAUAUUUUCUUUGUGUCUUCUUCUUAUUCAUAUCUACUUCACUCUCUCCAUCUCUCUCACUCAAUCUCAAUCUCUCUCUCAGUCUCUUCUCUCUCUCAAUCUCUUCUCUCUCUCAAUCUCUUCUCUCUCUCAAUCGUUCUCUCUCCCCCUCUCUCUCUCUCACUCUCUCUCUCUCCCUCUCUUUCUCUCUCUCUCUCACCCCCAAAUAUCUGA
Molecule: messenger RNA, 582 nt
Organism: Acanthosepion pharaonis
Lineage: Eukaryota; Metazoa; Mollusca; Cephalopoda; Sepiida; Sepiidae
Source: the annotation of a GenBank genome assembly